AUGGGCUUAAGUCCAUACCUUGAAAAAGUCAUUGAAAAUAAUUAUUAUAAACUUUUAGCAAGAGUACCGAUGAACGAAUUAUUCUCCGAUCUAAAGUCCAAGCAGAUUUUAACCGACGAUCAAGUGAAUGAUUUGAAAUAUUAUAUUCGAAGGAAAGAUCGAAUAGACACCUUUAUUAAAGCAAUGAAAACUAGAGAUGAUGAAGAUUUCUACCAAUUCUGUCAAAUAUUACAGCAACAUCAAGCUGCUACAGUGCGCAACUUAGGCAAAGCCUUGCGUGAAGAAGCUAAAUCAAUUUACGAUAUCCAAUGUGGUCGAGCCCCUCAAGCAGAAUAUUCAACACAAGAUUUACUACACAAUGUCCCGCAAUUGCCCGAAAAUCGCUAUAUCAUACGUGAAGACUUUAUUGACACUAUUUGUAGUUAUCUUGAAGAUCUUAACUCCAGUAACGGUCAUGUCUUGAUUUAUGGAAUAUCUGGCUGCGGAAAGACAACAAGCGUAGCUCAAUCAGUCAAAUUAAUGAUCGAAGAGCAAGAUUGCUUUAAGCCACAUGGUGUCUAUUGGGUAAAAAUAGGCGAUAUUCAGGAAGAUGAAUUACUCUACAUAUUGAUAAAUCUAUGUCAUCAACUGGAUAUUCAGUGGGAUCGCCAGCCACAAAGCUUAAAAGAAAUGGAUGCUUAUUUAAGACGCUAUUUUCGAGGCCAUAAAAGCCAAUCGGAAAUUAUCUUUGUCUUUGACGAUGUCCGAAACGGAAUAUUCUUCGAUUAUUUAGCAUUUGCAAAUAAAUCCAUUGUUAUUACUCCAUUACUUUAUCCCCAAACCCGAGAAAAUUACGAUCAUAUUAAAGCUCCGGAGCAAUUUACCUAUCAAGAAGCUAUACAAGUAUUGGCUUUAUAUCAAAAUAAAAGAUAUACUAAGAAAUUACGCCAAAAUGAAUUAGUCAAACAAAUCCUAGAAAAUAUUCGAUAUUUACCUCUGGCAGUUGUCAUUCUAGCUGGUUUGCGUCUCAAAACAGAUCAAGAAUGGCAAGAAGUACUGGCCAAGACUGAAGUUCAAGAUAGUAGUUUUAAACUAAAAUUUGUGGAAUAUAGAUUUAAUUUAUUUGAGAUCAUCACCAUAUGUAUUAAUAAAUUAGAUAUUAAGAAAAGGGAUUUAUUUAGACAACUUGGGGUCUUUAAAAGAGUUAAGAUUCCAAUCCAUUCCAUCAUGUGCUUAUGGCAAUGCAAUCAAAAUGAAGCUGUAGGCCUAUUGGAAGAAUUAGAUAGCAGAUGUUUACUGAAAUAUCAUUGCAAUAAAAACAACGAACGAAACUACUGUAUAUUACAUGAGAAAAUCAUAGACUAUUUGCAGCAGCCAAUCGAUUCGCAGCAAUCACAACAAUCUUACGUGAAGAAACUGCAUCAAACACUGAUCGAUUCUUAUGUUAAGCUGUACGACGGGAAAUGGUCUACCUAUCCGGAUGAUGGCUAUUUCUAUCAAUAUAUCAUCUAUCAUGCCAUUCAAGCCGAUGAUGAUAGCAUUUUAGCAACAUUAAUGACCGAUUUCAACUGGAUGAUGAAUAAAUUGAAAAAAUUUAAAUCAUUGAGCAACCUACGCUUAGAUCUAAUAGAUUAUAUCAACUAUCUUAAGUUGAAGAAUAAGAAUCCUGAUUCAUUCGAAGAAUUGCUUGAUCUAUUACAACAACACGAAUUUUACCUAGACAAAGAAUCAAUGAAUUUAAUCCAAUUUUUGUUAUAUUGUGCCAAGAAAGACAGUUGGAUUGUUAGUAAAGCUACACAAAUAGCAAAUAAGAAAGUGAAUAUGGGUAAAUACUGGACGAUUACAAAAUAUCCCCAAAAUAAAACCGACGAUAGUCCUUGGAUUGAGUCCAAAACUAUAGAUACCAACAGUGGCUUGAUAUUGCCAAAGUGUUCAAGGCCUCGAAAUGGAGACAUAAAAAUAAUCUACGCUAACAAUAAUAGAUGGAGAAAAGAUUGUACUAUCGUUGUUUCCGAUUAUGAAACAUCCAAAAUCAAAGUAAAAUUCAGCCUUCCUAAAACCUAUGUCUUUGAAGUCAGAAUAUCAUCUGAUGCGAAUAUUAUUGCUUACUUAAUGUCCAGAGAUCGACGAGAGGAAUGGGAAAUUCAUAAUAUUGGUACUAGACAACGUCUACAAGCUAUUAAGCAAGAUGGUUCCAAAAUACCUGUCUUAGAUUGGAAAAAAUUAGAAUUCUGCCCAAUUAUACCUGGUUAUCCUGUAGCAAUGACCGUGUCAAGAGACCGUAAAGAUAUCGCUAUAUGGAAAAUCCAAGGAAGAGAAAUGAAGCAUACUGGCAAAUCUAUUUCCUAUCUUCACCAAAUUGAACGAUGCGAAUUUGUUCAGAAUAGCAGUAAGAUAUUGAUUUGGUGGCGAAAAUAUAAUAGCUAUCGGCUUCGCUUACAAGAUGAUAACAGCUGGAUCAAUGAAUGUCAGAUCGAGGUUUGGGAUAUCCAAGAUUGGAAUCAUUAUCAAUCAUUUGAAGUUCCAGGAUUUAUCCAAUAUGAUCAUGGGCAAUUUACUGCUGGCAAAAGUACUCUUAGCUGUUUAGAAUUAGCAACAGUAAAAUAUAUCGAUCUUGAAUGUACAUCCAUUAUAGCAUCCUACGGCGAUACUCUAUUACAGCUCUUCUCAAAUGGAAAUGAGGAUAAAAGAAUUAGUAAUUCCAAUCGAGAUCUAACCAAUUCUCUUAAAGUUAUCUAUCAAAGCGAGAAAUACAUUGCAGAUAUUGUCAUAUCUGAUGAUCAUCUACUAAUUGCUGUUCGAAUGCAUCUAGAACCAAAUAUCAUGAUCUUCAAGAUGGAAAAGAAUGCUAUUAACUCUUAUUCAACUAUUCAUUGCGUCCAAGACGCAAAAACCGAUUUAGUCGAUGGUAAUCUUCAUUUGAUAUUCAUUCCAGGCAGCCAUGACCUCUUAGUUUAUAACCAAUAUCCAAUGUAUUGCUUAUAUCGCUAUAAUCUAGAAGCUACCAAUUUGGAUUGGCAAUCUGCAGAAGAAGCGAUAUUAAGUGAUCGUCAAACCUCCAUUGAUAAAUGUAAUUCUGUUAUUAUCGAUUCAAGCCAUGCAUUUGUCCAUGAUAUUCCCAUUAUAGCUAAAUUGGUGGUUAAUAAGCAGGAUGGCAGCUGCAGAUUAAAGGUUUACCAGGGUGAAGGAUUAGAGCAAAUUGCAGAUUAUAAAUUAGCUCAGCCCUAUCAGCGAUGUUUCCUAUAUGAUGAUUGCGAUUUUCUUAUCCUGGUGACGAUGCAUACAUGUCACAAGAAGCAAUGCGUUAAUGGUCACUUAGAAUCUCAUCAUUGGCAUAUUAUUAUUACCCAGUUAUAUCACUCAAGAGGCAACUUGCAGCAGAAACAGCAAAUUAAUCAUACGUUAAGAGACGAUCCAGAACGUCUCAUUCUGAAGGAAUCGAAACAUAGAAUAUCCGAUAAUACUUUAAUUUUUGUCUUUUAUGCAGAGUACGAAGAUGAAAGUCGGCCAUGGAUUGUUAUGAUGGUCAAUCAUGUCAGCGGAGAUUCUAUGAUUUAUUUUGAUGAUGAUUAUCCCCUAUAUGAAGAUAUGAAGAUCGUAUUUUGCAAUAAUUACAAUCUGGUGACCUAUCAGAAGAUUAGAAACAGUCAAGAACUAGCUAUCGAGUGGUAUAAAUUGGGCGAUGGCAUAAAUAUUAAGCACUUUAAAACCUACAGCUAUCAUAUUCAAGAUCAAUUAGCCUGUAAAAUUGUUGUUCCUAUAAGCAAAAGAGCAGACGAUCUUGAGAUAGGACUACUACCAUGGAAUCGUUUAAGGCAAAUUAUGGCAGGUGCAAGAUACGAUUCCAUGUCAUUGGAAAGGCCAUUUAAGCGAGAAAUUAAAGUUACACAAUCGGCUAGAGCUAAUGAAUGUUUCGUUAUCGAAAAGGGAAACGUAAUGUCGAUGUUUUACUUGGACGAUGAAUUAUUAGUAAAAAGCUACAAGGAUGCUAGAAGAAGACAACUGGAUAUCGAGAUUGCUGAUGUAGAUAAUUUGUGGACUGAUAAAUAUUUAGUAGAAAAACGUAAUGAUCAUAUUUACUUUUACGAUAAAACAACUCUUCAACUCAUGCAUGUUUUACAAUCGCCACACAUCAAAUGUAAAAGAAUCAAGGGUAAUCGGCAACAAUCUUUAUUUAUAUGCCAAGAUGAUGAACGCCAAUAUAGUAUAAUCAAAAGAAUUGAGGGAAAUAAAUGA
Molecule: messenger RNA, 4215 nt
Organism: Trichoplax adhaerens
Lineage: Eukaryota; Metazoa; Placozoa; Uniplacotomia; Trichoplacea; Trichoplacidae
Exons: 21
Coding region: 1-4215 (1404 amino acids)
Biological process (GO): regulation of apoptotic process
Molecular function (GO): ADP binding
Source: RefSeq, a predicted model, not a curated record